GGGGGUCCCCAAGCCGCCCUUUCCUUAACCCCCCUCCCCCAGAAAGACGGGAACGGGAAACUGGGGCUGGUGGAGUUCAACGUCCUCUGGAACCGCAUCCGCAACUACCUGAGCAUUUUCCGCAAGUUCGACCUGGACAAGUCGGGCUCCAUCAGCGCCUACGAGCUGCGCCUGGCGCUGGAGGCCGCAGGGUACCGGCUGAACAAGCGGCUGCACGAGCUGCUCAUCACCCGCUACGCCGAGCCCGACCUGGCCCUGGACUUCGACAGCUUCGUCUGCUGCCUCGUGCGCCUCGAGACCAUGUUCCGGUUUUUCCAAGCCAUGGACGUGGACCAGGACGGCGUCGUCACCUUCGACCUGCUGCAGUGGCUCCAGCUCACCAUGUUCGCCUGACCGGAUCCUCCAAGUGCCUUCCACAACCCCCGCGCUGGAUUUUCCCUUUUCUUGGCUUUUUUCGGCAGAAAAGGCUGGAUGGGGGGAAGGGGUGGGGGUCACACGGGACCCCCCGAGCUUUGCCAAAGCCCCCCCUGUCCCUCCCCGCCUCACGCUCGGCCCUUCUGGGGCAAAUCCUCCCGAUUUUGGUGCCUCUUGCGCUGACGGAGCCCCGGCCGUCGCCUUCGCUUCAGGGAUCUGCUGCCCCCGGGUGCCAUAAAGUGGUUUUUUAUUGUAUAAAUUAAAAACGACAUGAAAACUAAAGGGAAAAAAA
Molecule: messenger RNA, 706 nt
Organism: Cyanistes caeruleus (blue tit)
Lineage: Eukaryota; Metazoa; Chordata; Aves; Passeriformes; Paridae
Source: RefSeq, a predicted model, not a curated record